AUGGCGACGACUGCGACUAGGCGGUGGUGGAGGCGGCACGACGGCGGCGACGAUGACCCCGACGACCUCGUCCCCAUGGACACCCAAGAGCAAGAGGAGCUGGUCCGGUCGCUGGAGGCGAAGCAGGCGCAGCAGAGCCGCCGUUGGAGGCGCGUCUUCGCGGGGUUCCUCCUAGGUUACGCGGCCUUCCUUGUCUACUCCAGUUUCCACCAUGCUUGGUCUCCCUGGGAGCUGUGGUACCAUGCUUACUUCAUGGAAGAUUUGCCUGCACCAAUGGUCAUAAUUGCAGAUUGGAUAGCUGCUCUAGCAUGCCUAUUUGCUGUUAAAGGGUUACUACAGAAUUCAGGCCCAUCAAAGAAGUGGAUGUGGUAUUCGUGCUAUAUUGGCAUUUUGGUAGCCAUCUUUUGGACAUACUACAUAUUAAGGUUGCCAAGAAUUCGAUGGGAUGUUGCAUGGCUCCCACUCGGCCCUUUGAUGGCUGGUGCAUUGAGCCUUUAUGUGGACCAUGUGCUGCUGGAGUCGAUGCAAAAUAUCAGCACAUUGAGAAAUGGUUAUGCAUUUAGUAUCAUGAUUUCAGCAUUACACAGAGGUGGUCAUCACGAAGAAUCAAAACAGCUUGCAAAAGAAUUUGAGUCUGAGAAUGCAUCAUAUGAUCUGGUUAUGCUUAAUACAUCACUGCGGACUUACUGCAACACAAAUGAUAUGGAGAGUGUAAUGAGGAUGCUAAAGAAAAUGGAUGAAUUGAACAUAUCACCUGAUAAUAUUACAUUUAAUACCUUGAUAAGGUACUUCUUCAAUUCAAAGGUUUAUCACCUAGCAUACAAAACAGCUGAAGAUAUGCAUACAAAGGGUCAUCAAUUAAAUGAGGUAUUUGGUUCUCGCAAAUCAUUUGAGCUUUGUUCUCAUGUAAUGGUUCAGUUAGGAAAGACAGGUUUUCCUUCUGAAGCAUUUUCUGUGUAUAAUAUGUUGACAUACAGUAAAAGAACAGUACACAAAUCUCUGCAUGAGAAGGCCUUAGGCAUCUUAGUUGCAGCAGAACUUCUCAAGGAAGCUUAUAUAGUUGUUAAGGACAAUGCUGAUCUGAUAUCUCCUUCUUCUUUGGAGAAGUUUGCUAAAUCUUUCAUGGUAUUAGGCAAUAUAAAUCUAAUUAAUGAUGUCAUGAAAGCCCUAAACCGCUCCGGGUGGCGUAUCAGCCAGGUGAUGGUUCUGUACCUGUAG
Miscanthus lutarioriparius is the source of this 1218-nucleotide messenger RNA. Lineage: Eukaryota; Viridiplantae; Streptophyta; Magnoliopsida; Poales; Poaceae. The record is from the annotation of a GenBank genome assembly.